This is a messenger RNA of Sclerotinia trifoliorum, 2511 nucleotides long. The record is from the annotation of a GenBank genome assembly. NCBI's taxonomy places the organism in Eukaryota, Fungi, Ascomycota, Leotiomycetes, Helotiales, Sclerotiniaceae.
AUUGCAUGCAAUGCAGUUGCAGAGACAGGUCAAGCUGAAUACAACAUAACGUCCAAAUUCGUAUUACUACUUGAAGAUCGGCAACAAAUCUGCCGCCGUCUUUUGUGUUUUCACACUAUCGAGUCAAACCUUGUUCUGAAGUCAAGUUGGCCACCGACUGCAUUUUUAUAGCAGGAGUUCACAUGUUGCCCCCUGUCAUCUAGGUAUUUAUCAAAAUCCUUGACCCUUCAAAGAGAAAGAGCGAGAGAGAAAGAGAUGGAGCAAAAAUGCACGCCGAGACGAAGCACUAGCAAUAUUAUUCCCAAAUUCACCGUUCCACAGCAUGAGUGAAGGGGUUCACACAACAUACGUCAGGUGUACACUAAUUUAGCCUAGGAUUUCCGAUAAGUAAGAACGAUUCAUUACGUCCUUCAUCAAACCUGUUUCUCAGGUUUCAGCAAUCCUCAUGAGGUAUCAGAGAUUACCGACCAGCGAAGAAGCUGAGAUGGCGAACGAAAUUGACAACAAUGAUCCAGCAUCCUCAACUGAGCACGAUGCUGAACCUGAUUUCAAGAGUGGAAAUAUCGAUAAUAAUUAUGUUCCUCACUCGGAAGUUGAGAGUCUCAAUCUUGAGACAGCAAUACCACCGGGCACAAUUGAUCCAAUAUACGAAGCUAAAGCUCGAGUCUUGAAUGAAGCUGUAAGAUCUUAUAUCUCUGUCUCUGCGCUGUCAGGUACUUCUGGCCAAGGUAAUAGAUACUAAUCAUGUGAUAUCAUUCAGAUACAAGAUAUCGGUAUGGGAUGGUAUCAAUGGCAAUUGUUCGUAGUUGUAGGCUUCGGCUGGGCAAAUGAUAAUUUGUGGCCAAUUGUCACAUCCCUCAUCUGUACUGGAUCUAUCCAACUUUGUCACUCUAUCAGAUCUGUAAGCUAACGGUGAACAAAGUCACAUCAAUUACCAACGAAUUCUCCCCAAAGCAUCCACCCUUACUCACCUUGGCUCAGAAUAUUGGCCUCCUUGCAGGUGCCAUGUUUUGGGGAUUUGGUUGCGAUAUCUUUGGUCGACGUUUAGCAUUUAAUGCCACACUUGGUAUCACAGCUGUUUUUGGAUUGAUCGCUGCCGGUUCACCAAACUUUGCGGCUAUUGGAUGCUUUGCUGCACUUUGGAGUUUUGGUGUUGGCGGAAAUCUUCCUGUCGAUUCAGCAGUCUUUCUUGAAUUUCUCCCUGGCUCACAUCAAUAUCUUCUUACCAUCCUUUCAAUCGACUGGGCCGUAGCUCAAGUCAUCGCAAAUUUAAUUGCUUGGCCACUUUUAGGGAAUCUCACAUGUCAAGAAGAUUCAACUUGCACUCGAUCAAAAAAUAUGGGUUGGAGAUAUUUUCUUAUUGUUAUGGGAGGAAUUUCCAUGAUUGAGUUCUUCAUCCGAUUCAUCUGUUUCACAAUCUUUGAGAGUCCGAAAUAUUUGAUGGGAAAAGGGAAGGAUGAAGACGCUGUUAAGGUUGUUCAGGAAGUUGCUAGGAGAAAUGGAAAGCAGUCAAAUCGUGAGUACAACUUAAUUCAUUUCGCUCUGCCCUGAAAUAAUACCAACCCUCUACUAGUGACUGUUACCCGUCUCCAGGAAUGUGGCACUCUUCCUCAUACGAAUGCUUCGGCAACCUUAUCAAGAAAACUCCAUCAAAUGGACUUAUCACACGUUCGCGCCUUAUUCGCGACAAAGGAAUUGGCCAUUUCUACCGGUCUGAUUAUGCUAGUAUGGGCAUUCAUUGGUCUUGGCUACCCCCUCUACAAUGCAUUUCUUCCUUACAUCCAAGCAACCAGGGGUGCUGAAUUUGGAGAUGGUAGUACAUAUCUGACAUAUCGGAACUCUCUAAUUAUAUCUGUACUUGGGAUACCCGGCGCACUUGUUGGUGGUUAUCUCAUUGAAGUUCCAAGAUUGGGUAGGAAAGGAACUCUUGCACUUAGUACCAUAGCGACGGGAGUAUUUUUAUACUCUUCCACCACGGCUAUGACAUCUACGGCAUUAUUGGGCUGGAAUUGCGCGUUUAACUUUUGUUCCAAUGUUAUGUAUGCUGUUCUGUAUGCAUACACGCCGGAAAUAUUUCCAACAAAAGACCGCGGUACUGGUAAUGCUCUUACUGCAACCUCGAACAGAAUCUUUGGGAUCAUGGCUGUAAGUCUUCUCCAUUCCUCUUCAGCUCGCAUAUUUGCGUGUAUAUUACCAGUAUCAACAUAAACUAAUCUAGAAAAAGCCAAUUAUUGCGAUGUUUGCAAACCUGGAAACGUCCGCUCCUGUUUACACAAGUGGGGCUCUAUUCAUUGCAGCAGGACUGCUGGUUUUGGUCUUGCCAUUUGAGAGUCGUGGAAAAGCCAGUUUAUAAUCCUACGUAUCAGGGCCUGUAUACAUGUAUUUCUUUUACAUCAAACUCGAGUAGAACUGUACAAUUAAUUAUUGAUGGGGAUUGAUGUGAAGUUUGUGUCAUGGGAAGAGGCUGAAGAAACCGUCAAAGAAUGAAAUUGGUCAUUCCACAUUAUCAUC